This is a messenger RNA of Drosophila innubila, 2398 nucleotides long. Its product is annotated as chitinase-like protein Idgf2. Gene Ontology annotation, molecular function: chitin binding. The record is from RefSeq and is a predicted model, not a curated record. Gene Ontology annotation, biological process: chitin catabolic process; carbohydrate metabolic process. Gene Ontology annotation, cellular component: extracellular region. Lineage: Eukaryota; Metazoa; Arthropoda; Insecta; Diptera; Drosophilidae.
GAGUGUUUUUCUUAAGCUGAUCAACAUGAUCCUGUUGGUUUUCUUCUCGCUUCUCGCGUGUCUCCAUGUGACUGUCACAAGUGCCGCCUCUAACUUGGUCUGCUAUUAUGACUCAGCCAGCUAUACACGUGAAGGUCUAGGCAAGUUCUUGAAUUCAGACUUGGAUGUCGCUCUACAGUUCUGUUCCCAUUUGGUGUACGGAUAUGUUGGCAUUCGGAACGACAACUAUCAGGCGCAGAGUUUGAAUGAAAAUCUGGACAUUUAUAAGCAUCAGUAUUCCGAAGUGACGGCCUUAAAAAGCAAGCAUCAACACUUGAAGGUGCUACUGAGUGUGGGCGGUGAUCAUGACAUCGAUGCGGAUCAUCCGGAUAAGUAUAUCGAGCUGCUCGAAGGGGGAAAACUUCGACAGGCUGGAUUUAUUCAGUCAGCCUACUCUCUGGUUAAGAACUAUGGCUUUGAUGGCCUUGAUCUAGCAUAUCAGUUCCCUCGAAACAACCCUAGAAAGGUGCACAGCUUUCUGGGAUCGGCUUGGAAUAGUUUUAAGAAUCUUUUUACUGGCGAUUUCAUUGUGGACACCAACGCAGCCCUGCACAAGGAACAAUUUACGGCAUUUGUUCGUGAUGUAAAGGAUGCGUUACGUCCAGAUGGAUUAAUGCUGACCUUGACUGUGCUUCCAAAUGUCAACUCUACGUGGUACUUUGACAUUCCCGCUCUAAAUGGCCUCGUUGACUUUGUGAAUCUUGCCGCCUUUGAUUUUCUUACACCCGCCCGGAAUCCCGAGGAAGCUGACCAUACGGCGCCAUUGUACGAUUCGGCCACACAGAAUCGACUUCCCCAUUACAAUGCCGACUUCCAAGUGCAAUAUUGGUUGCAGGAAGGAUUUCCCUCGAAUAAGCUCAAUUUGGGAGUGGCCAGCUAUGGAAAUGCUUGGAAACUAACCGCCGAAUCCGACAUAGGAGGCACACCGGUAGUGCCACACACGGAGGGUGCUGCUCCGGAAGGUCUGCAAUCCCAAAAGGCUGGACUGCUCAGCUUUCCAGAGAUCUGUGCCAAGCUGGUGAAUCCACAAAAUGAGUUUUUAAAGGGCAAUGACUCGCCAUUGGGACGUGGAUGCGAUCCAGUGAAACGUUAUGGAUCCAUCGCAUUCCGAGCUGUAGACGAGUCCGUAACUGAGGGCAUCUGGAUAAGCUAUGAAGAUUUUGAAUCGGCAUCCAACAAGGCGGUCUAUGCACGCGUCAAGAAUUUGGGUGGUGUGGCUCUAUUCGAUCUGGGAUACGAUGAUUUCCGUGGUUUAUGCACCGGUGACAAGUUUCCACUAUUGCGCUCCAUAAAAUAUCGAUUGUACUUAAAUGUCGAUCUCGAGUUCCACUUCAAGGACAUUACGCUAUUGCGCUCAAAAUUCCCGCAGCUGAAGGUGCUCUUGAGUGUCGGUGGCGAUCGCGAUGUGGAUCAAUCGGAAUCGAAUAAAUAUAUAGCUUUGCUGGAGGCAAAUCGUACGGCAGAUCAACACAAGGGACAGUUUACAGACCUUGUGGUGAAUCUCAAAACCGCAUUUCAGAGCGCUAAUCUAAUGCUGACCAUGACUGUACUGCCCAACGUAAACUCAACUUGGUAUUUUGAUGUUCCCAAAUUACAUAAUCACUUGGACUAUAUAAAUCUGGCAGCAUUUGAUUUCCUAACACCCCUUCGCAACCCCGACGAGGCUGAUUACACUGCGCCAAUAUUCUUUUUGGACGAGCAAGAGCGUCUGCCCCAUCUUAAUAUUGAGUUCCAGUUAAACUAUUGGGUGCAGAAUCAUUGUCCACCUAAAAAGCUGCAUUUGGGCAUUGCCAGCUAUGGACGCGCCUGGAAACUCAGCAAAGACUCUGGCUUAAGCGGAUUGCCAGUGGUACCACAUACAUGUGGAGCCGGUCAAGGUGGACUGCAAAUUGCCAGCACCGAAGGUUUGCUAAGCUGGCCGGAAAUUUGCUCGAAAUUGCCACUGAAUCAAACAACUGUCUAUCGUGGUGCCAAUGCGCCCCUUCGCAAGGUCACCGAUCUCACGCAGAAAUAUGGAAACUAUGCACUACGCCCAUCUGAUGAAAAUGGCGAUCAUGGAAUGUGGGUGAGCUACGAUGAUCCCGACUUUGCGGGCAUCAAGGCAACCUAUGCCAAGAGCAGGGGACUCGGCGGUGUUGCCCUCUUCGAUUUGAGCUACGAUGAUUUCCGUGGCCUUUGCACGCAAGAGAAGUUUCCCAUUGUUCGAUCAAUCAAAUAUUUUCUGGCUUAACUAAUAACUGUGCCAUGCCUUCUAUCCAAUGAACUAAUUAUAAAAAUAAUAAAAGUGCAUGCAAAAUCUUAAUUUACGCAAUUAAUAGAUUGCCAGGGAAAUUGUAAAUAAAAACUUGACUUCAUUCGA